GCGCCUCGGGCGCACUUCUGGUCGCUGGGCUGCCGCGCUGGCUGGAGUCUCCGAGUUCCGCCGUCUGCCAGCCGGGGCAGCGCUCCCUCUUCGCUUCCCCUGAGGCCCUUCCCCCAAGAGCCGCGGUCGGGCAGCGCCUGGCCGGCGGCCCGCGGGCGGGCCGCCCCUCCCCGCUGUAGCCCACCCGCCUCUUAAAGCGGCGGCGGGAAGAUGAGGUUUCGGGAGCCGCUCCUGGGCGGCAGCGCAGCGAUGCCGGGCGCGUCCCUGCAGCGGGCCUGUCGCCUGCUCGUGGCCGUCUGCGCGCUGCAUCUCGGCGGCACCCUCGUCUACUACCUGGCCGGCCGCGACUUGAGCCGCCUGCCUCAGCUGGUCGGAGUUCCUACACCGCUGCAGGGCGGCUCGAACGGUGCCGCGGCGAUCGCGCAGCCCUCCGGGGAGCUCCGACCCGGAGGGGCCCCGCCGUUGCCGCCUUCGGACGCUUCCUCCGAGCUGCGCUCCGGUCGCGGCUCCAGCCCAAGCACGGACUCUCAUCCCGGCCCCGGCUCGGCGAGCAACUUGACUUCGGCCCCGGUGCCCUUCACCUCAGCGCUGUCGCUGCUCGCAUGCCCUGAGGAGUCCCCACUGCUCGUCGGCCCCAUGGUGAUCGAGUUUAACAUGCCUGUGGACCUGAAGCUUGUGGAGAAACAGAACCCAGAGGUGAAGGUGGGCGGCCGCUAUACCCCCAAGAACUGCAUCUCUCCCCACAAGGUGGCCAUCGUUAUUCCGUUCCGUAACCGGCAGGAACACCUCAAGUACUGGCUGUAUUACUUGCACCCAAUCCUACAGCGUCAGCAGUUAGACUACGGCAUCUAUGUUAUCAACCAGGCUGGAGAAACCAUGUUCAACCGUGCUAAGCUCCUCAACAUUGGCUUUCAAGAGGCCCUGAAGGAUUAUGACUACAACUGCUUUGUGUUUAGUGACGUGGACCUCAUUCCAAUGAACGACCACAAUGCCUACAGGUGUUUCCCACAGCCACGGCACAUUUCUGUAGCCAUGGAUAAGUUUGGAUUUAGCCUACCUUAUGUUCAGUAUUUUGGAGGUGUCUCUGCUCUAAGUAAACAACAGUUUCUCACCAUCAAUGGAUUUCCUAAUAACUAUUGGGGCUGGGGAGGUGAAGAUGAUGACAUUUUUAACAGAUUAGUUUUUCGAGGUAUGUCUGUAUCUCGCCCCAAUGCUGUGGUUGGCAAAUGUCGGAUGAUCCGCCACUCAAGAGACAAGAAAAAUGAACCCAAUCCUCAGAGGUUUGACCGAAUUGCACAUACAAAGGAGACCAUGCUUUCAGAUGGUUUGAACACACUCACUUACAAGGUGUUGGACAUAGAGAGAAAUCCGUUGUAUACCAAAAUCACAGUGGACAUCGGGACACCAAGCUAGCGUUUCGGUACACUAAUAAGAGACCUGAAAAUGGUCAGGGACCUUUGCUGUGCGUCUCUGCCAAUCUGCUGGGCUGGUCCCUUUCAUUCUUAACAAUCAGAGUGAUAGGCCCCCUUCAUUCAUCAUUCAGAUGCCUUUCCAGAUGACCAGGAUGAGUGGGAUAUUUUGCCCCCAACUUGGCUCAGCAUGUGACUUCUUAGCUCUACAAGGUGUUUGUAAAUGUAGAAAACAUCAGCCUUUGGGGGAUUCUUGGUAUGUUCACAGUGUCACCCCAAAGAAUCAGUACGCAGCCUGAAAUUUGGUGACUGUGGGACUCAUUCCCAGUGAUAUAAACUGCUAAUUUGUUGUAAAGUAGGUAAGAAUUUCGCUUUAAAUUGUGGUAUUCUUAUUACUUUUUGAAAAAUCGGAGAGUGCUGCUGAAAUCGGAUUGGAGUGAUGUUUUUUGUUUGCAUAUUUUAACAGAAGAACACAAUCUCAACCAUUCUCCUUUUACCCCGUCCCCCACCUUCUUUUAGUAGUAUGCAACUACUACAAUCACUUGUGUGUGUGUGGGUGUAUGUAUGUGUGUGUGUGUGUGUGUCUGUCUGUCUGUCUUUUCUUAGCAAGGAGAUUUUUAAAACUUGAGCCUCAGACCUUUUGCCCUGCUAAUGUGUGAAUUCCAAGGCAACAUUAGUCACCAGAGCAAAAGCCUUGGGUGUUCUCACAUUCAGUGGCCUUUCUCCAGAUUGUCUGAUUUCUGAAUGUAAAGACUUUUUUUUUUUUUUUUAAAAAGCAGUUUGUAGUAUUUUAAAGAAAGAACAAAUCAGGUUCUAAUUAUGAUCUAGCUUGAUUUUGUGUGGAUCCAGAUUUGCAUAGCUAUUUAGUGUUAAAUCAUGGCAAUUUAUUUUUCUGAGCAUGCUAUAUAAACUUGAAUUUCCUAUGUAUUUUUAUUGUGGUGUUUUAAAUGUAGGGAGGGGAUUGAGCAUUUUUUAGGGGGGAAAAAUAGUGUAUGCUAUACUGGCCAUGAAUCAACCUCUGAUUUAGUCGGCAGGCCAGGUUUUGUGAAGAGUAGAAUCACCUUUGGGCCCAUUGAGUGUAAGGCCUCCCUGGUCAAGUUAUCCUGCUAGACCUCUGAGGGAGGCAAAAGCCUAGGCCUGCUAGGCAGAGCUCCCCACCUCCCUCACCUCCCCAGGUGGGAGGGAACCUCCACCCCUCUUCUAGCCUACCCUGGGACCUUCCCAUAGGGCCCUAUGCUAUGGAGGUGUAAAUGACAGCAAUCUGCAAUCCGGUUGUUGUUUACUGACCCAGAAUCUGGGGAGGAGGAGGAAAUCACUGUUCUGGCCCCCGUGGAGUGUGGGGGCCGCUUCCUUCUCCGCGCUGGCCACACUGCCUGGCCUACCUUUCGGGGACCUGUUCUUCCUCCACCUUCCUCCUCUCUGUUGCCUCUCUCCUUCCUUCCUCCCCGUUUUUGUUCCUUUGCCUCUUGCCUGUUCCCUAAAACUUGCCUGUGGCACUCAGGGUCAAACAGACUAUUCAUUCUCCAGCAUGAAUGUGCCUUCUAAUUAGAGAUCUAGAAAGAAGUUGAGCUGCACCCUCCAACACUCCCCCGCAACUACUCUGGUGCCUAAAGCCUCCCAUCCCCCUCAGGUUUUUAGCAGGUGCUCCCACUCCAGGGAGGCUGAUCCCCAGGGGUGUUGUCUCCAAACCCAUCUCUGCUGGGAGAGGUUUAGCCUCCCUGGGAUGAGCUGCACAAGGCAGUUGCUACCGGUGGGCGCCCCUGCUGGGUCCAGCCUGGCUGGGCUGAGCACCGAAGAUUCAGCUGUUUAAUCCCAGGGUUGACCCCUCAGCUGGUGGUAGCCUGGAGCCCCACCCCUGUCUUCUUGGGAACCAGCCCUUAGUGUGGAGGCUGAGCUGGUGCCCAGCCCCAGACUUACCUGUGCCUUUAUUGCUUUGAGCAUCUUGGAUGCUAACAUGGUUCUUUUCCCAGAAGCCUUCUUUAUUGGUUAAAAAUUAUUUUCCACUGCAGAAGCAGCAGGGCCAUACAGAGAGUAUUCUUUCUUUCAGUUCCCCGUUCCUUAACAGCAAUGUCAGUGGAACCAAGAAUGACCGCACUGAGAGGAAGUUUCGGGAAAUGUGAAAAAUGAAGGCCUCUCUUUCUGUCCCUAGAUCCUGACUUUUCCAAAGUGCCUUAAAAGAAAGGAGACAAAUACCCUGGGUGGUCAUUUCUUUUUACUUACUUUACUCUUAAAGAAAAUUCUGACUUUGUUUGUUUGUUUUCCUGUUACAUUUUCCUUUAUGUUCCAUUGGAAUAGUCAAGUAUGUGGUUCGUUCUCAGAACCAAGGGAAAUCCUGCUUCACUUGUUCCCCAUAUGCUGACCUUCUGGUGCUCUCAUGGGGCCCACUUGGGCCCAAGGUUAGGUCCGGAUGCUUGCCUGGUUCCUAAGAUGCUGCAGGUCCUGUUUCCUCCCUGAGAAGUUCAGGGCCGAGGGUUCAGGGAGCAUUUCCUUCCCCGGAAGCUGUCACCGUGAAGUUGUGUGCUGCAUCUUUCUCUGUUUCUCUCCAUCCCAUUGCUGGUGACCCUGUCAAGUGGCCUUUGGGAAAGAUGAGAGGGCAGGGGUGGCCUAAGAGGGUAAAGGAAAUGCUGGUGCUGGCUCUGGGUCUGGGCAGGGUCUCUGCUGACCUCACAGCUGGGCAUGGGCUGCCCGACUCGACCAGGAUGGCAGCUUUCCUAUGGGUGAGACCUGUUGUGUAUUUCAAUUUCCCAUGUAUGCAAAUGUAUGGAUUUACCAUUGUAAGUGGGCUGGGGAGGGGGGGAAGGUGUGUGUCUGACCUUGGUUUUCAAAACAACUGUAUUUUUGUCUUUAAAAUCCAGUAAUAUAACGUGAAUAAAUGACCUUAUCUUUGUAA
Neogale vison (American mink) is the source of this 4299-nucleotide messenger RNA. It is a transcript of the gene B4GALT1, whose product is annotated as beta-1,4-galactosyltransferase 1. The transcript has 6 exons. The record is from RefSeq and is a predicted model, not a curated record. Gene Ontology annotation, biological process: protein N-linked glycosylation; carbohydrate metabolic process. Gene Ontology annotation, molecular function: cytoskeletal protein binding; beta-N-acetylglucosaminylglycopeptide beta-1,4-galactosyltransferase activity. Lineage: Eukaryota; Metazoa; Chordata; Mammalia; Carnivora; Mustelidae. Bases 211 to 1413 code for a protein of 400 amino acids.